AUGUCGGAUUUAUGCAGUGAAUGUAAAUUAGUUAUAACAGCUUUGGAUUCGGUUUCCUGCGACAGUUGCUCCCGAUUGUUCCACAAGAAGGUAUGCUCAGGACUCAAUGCUUCAGAAAUUAAAGUAAUGGAACUGAAGGGUGCUCGUCAGUUGAAUUUUUUUUGCCCAGAGUGCCUAAGUGGGCUGAAAAUGGUACCAACGCUAAUAAAGGCUGUGGAGGAACUACGACAAGAGAUUGAUGAUCUUAAAAAGACCCCAGUGAUGCAAACUCCACCCAACAUACCUGUCCCCUCCAACACUCCAGUAUUAAACUACAAUGAGGCAGAUAUUUUUGUGGAGCUACAGGAGCGCCAAAAUCGUGCCAACAAUUUGAUGAUAUUUAAUGUUCCCGAAGGAAAUGAUUCUGAACCGGAUUCCGAUCAAGUCAAAAAAAUUAUUUCUAUUUUGUCAGAUACAAACUCUCCUCAACCUCGUGUACUUCAAACCUUGAGAAUGGAAUUAUAUAGUGGAAUUGGUGGUAUGCAUAUGGCCCUUCAAGAAAGUGGAGUACCAGGAACAGUGAAAGCUGCAAUCGAAAUAAACCCAACUGCAAACUCAAUUUACAAACACAAUUUCCCCGAAACCAAAUUGUUGAAUUUAAAUAUUCAAGGGCUCACAGCUGAUCUGGUGAACAAAUUAAACGUGGACACUAUUCUUAUGUCUCCGCCUUGUCAGCCCUUUACUCGUAAUGGUAAACAGCAGGACUUGAAAGAUGCUAGGACCGAUUCUUUCCAGCACAUUUUAACUUUGCUGCCACAUUUGAGCCUUAAACAGAUAUUAAUUGAAAAUGUUAAGGGCUUUGAAGGGUCGAAAAUGCGGGAUUUGCUCGUGCAAACUUUAAAGGACAACUCGUUUUGCUAUCAGGAAUUUGUAUUGAGCCCUUCACAGUUUGGUGUACCUAAUAGUAGAAGUAGGUAUUAUUGUAUAGCUAAAAAAGGUAAAUUUAAUUUUGACACUCAAAAACUCUUGGAAAGAUUGCCAGGAUUUGAAAGUGAUUUGGAAAGCUUUGAAAUUCAAGAUAUUAUUGAAGAUGAUGUGAAUUUUGCCGAUUAUUCCCUCAAUGAAAAAAUAUUAAGCAAAAGAUUAGGGGUUUUGGAUAUUUGUUAUAAAACCUCUAAAAGAUCUUGUUGUUUUACCAAAGCGUAUGGAAGAUUUAUUGAGGGUACAGGAAGUGUCUAUACUGAGAAUAAUGAAGAGGAAGUUCUGGAAAAUAUUAAGAAAUUACACCAAAUGCAAUCGGACAGUGAAAAAUAUUUGGAACUCGCUGAAUCCUUAAAUCUACGGUUUUUUACUGCCAAAGAAAUAUCACGACUAAUGUGUUUUCCUGAAACGUUUGCUUUUCCAGAUAAUUUAACUAACAGGCAAAAAUACAUGGUUUUAGGCAACAGUAUUAAUGUUAAAGUUGUUUCAGAGCUAAUAAAAUUAUUCAAUUAA
This is a messenger RNA of Ceutorhynchus assimilis (cabbage seed weevil), 1473 nucleotides long. Lineage: Eukaryota; Metazoa; Arthropoda; Insecta; Coleoptera; Curculionidae. The record is from the annotation of a GenBank genome assembly.